GCGUUCCAAACCUUGAUCACUCUAUGCGUUCCAAGCCUCGUUCUGGUUGUUCCCGGAAGUUGUGUUUAGAACGCAUUGGUCCAUGCUGUACUGCUCGGGGUCACUACAGGGCUGGUUGUCACUGCACGAUCACAGUAGGUGAUGCUUGUCGCACAGAUCCCCUUUGUUAUUUGAGAUACAGAUUCCAUAGCCCAUAAUGGCUGUUGAGGAUCUUCAGACAAUUAUUCAGAAACUUCAAAAUCUAUCAGAAGAUGAUUUUAAAGAAGAAGAAAUUAAUGUUUUCCUGGUUACUUGUCAAAAGUGUUUGGAUGAGGAAAAAACAGAACUGAUGCUGGAAAUGAUCCAAGAUAUUAAAAAUCAGGCUAUCAUAAAGAGCAUGGGGUGGAAUCUUAUUGGUCCUAUUGCUAAACACCUUCAGUGCUACAUUAAUGACGUGGAUAAAAGGCGGAUCAGUUUAAAAAUGAUUGAGUGCUUGGUUCAGGUAUGUAGCGCAAAGGAAAUUUUAUUGGGUUUACUUGAACAGAUAGAUGAGACUGAAGGGGAGGACAUAUGUCAGGUCAUUUUGCUUCUUCUACAGCCUCUACAAACAGUGCUUCUUAAGCUGGGUAACAAAAAGGCUUAUUCGGUGGGACUGUCGCUAUCCACUCUGCUGUCACGGUUGUCUUCCUUACCGGUGCCUUACACUAAAGAGCAGAUCUUGGAGGACAAACACGCCCUGUGCCAGUGCUGUGGUGCCUUGCUGCAGUUUACUAAACCUUUUGUUGACAUUGUGUCACAAAGCAACGACUUGUCACAGGAGCCUGACAUUCAAGAGUUAAGAAAAGAACUGCUCACUUUUUGUUUUAGUUGUCUGAACUUCCCAUUGCUCAGUGCUCCAUUGAAUUUGUUACCUGAUGACGCUGAAGACCACGCAUUUCGCCUGUUUGCUAAAGAGAUAUUGAGAUAUUUUGUAUUAUUAGGGGAGCCUCUUUCUAAGGCCUUCUUGCAGCAAGGAUAUAAAAUUCCCAAAUCAGAGGAUGAAGAUUUGGGGUCUAAAGAAGUGAAGCGCUCAGACGUUUCUAUCCCCUGUCUAGCUUACCUCGUGUUUGUGCAGCACUUCGGAAUUGAUGAUUUUCCCUUUGUUUUUGGGCCAUCGUUCCUUGUGAAGACAAACAUGGAAAAUGUUGAUGUAUUGUUAAAAAGGACGGAUGAAUCCAUACUUUCCAAAGGGCUUGAGUUGUUGGAGAGCAGCUUAAUAAGGGUAGAAAAUGAAAGUCUUCAUCAUGAUCUGCUAGAAGUCAGAACGAUGCUCAGUGUGCUACAGGAUUUGGUGAAGGUGAUGACACUCUGUCCAAUUGAACAUCUGAGAAAGAAGAGUUUAACAAUGUUACAGCUACUUAUUGACAAGUUUAGCAUAGAAGGGAAAUAUCAGUUAUUCAGGUGUCUGCUAAUAACGAGUAAUCACGCUGGUGUGGAUGGAUAUAUCAUCCAGAACAUUAAGAAUCAAAUAGAUUUAGCACUGAAGGAGGAAUCCAGUAACAAAUGGUUUUUAGGACCUCGUUUGAUUCCACUUCUUCACAUGGUGUUCUCACUUCCUCAAGGGGCAGAAACGGAUCUACUUCAAAACUCUGACAAAAUAAUGGCUUCACUGAAUCUGCUGAGGUAUUUGAUUAUCAAAGACAAUGAUGCAGAGAAUAAAACUGGAGUUUGGACUGAACUUAGUAAAAUAGACCCUGAUUAUCUAAAGCCCUUACACACUGGACUCAAUAUGUCAAAAGCCCAUUAUGAAGCCGAGAUGAGGAACACAAGUGAGAAAAAGAAAGCACCCCAUUUAAAGAAUACAGUAUGUACUGUAACAGCUGGAGGACGUAAAUUACCAGAUAUGACACCUAACAUGCAGCUUCAGGUUCUACAGUCAGCACUUUUCACAUUCGAUUUAAUGGAAAGCGUUCUUGCCCGAGUAGAGGAACUCAUUGAAGUGAAAAUAAAAUCUGCAUCUGACGAGAAAAUUGGGUCAAGUAAAGAUGUUUAGCUUCAUAUUUAUAAUCUAGUCCUAAACAAUAAAUAAUUUAUAUAGUGUUAAAUUUCAAUUCAGUUAUUGUUACUGGGACUUGUGAAAAUACCUUUAUUUUACAUCAAUUGUGAGAUGUUAAAUAAACUGUUAGCUAUUUUUA
This is a messenger RNA of Bombina bombina (fire-bellied toad), 2153 nucleotides long. It is a transcript of the gene GLMN, whose product is annotated as glomulin, FKBP associated protein. Gene Ontology annotation, molecular function: ubiquitin-protein transferase inhibitor activity. Gene Ontology annotation, cellular component: cytoplasm. The record is from RefSeq and is a predicted model, not a curated record. Bases 197 to 2011 code for a protein of 604 amino acids. The transcript has 19 exons. Lineage: Eukaryota; Metazoa; Chordata; Amphibia; Anura; Bombinatoridae.